Molecule: messenger RNA, 1641 nt
Organism: Mauremys mutica (yellowpond turtle)
Lineage: Eukaryota; Metazoa; Chordata; Testudines; Geoemydidae
Product: basic proline-rich protein-like
Exons: 3
Coding region: 1-1641 (546 amino acids)
Source: RefSeq, a predicted model, not a curated record
AUGGCAUCCAGUGGCCCCAUCCUCCCUCCGUCUAUCACAGCACCCAAUGGCCCGUACCCGUCUAUCACAGCACCCAAUGGCCCAUACUUCUCUAUCACAGCACCCAAUGGCCCGUACCCGUCUAUCACAGCACCCAAUGGCCCAUACUUCUCUAUCACAGCACCCAAUGGCCCGUACCCAUCUAUCACAGCACCCAAUGGCCCGUACCCAUCUAUCACAGCACCCAAUGGCCCGUACCCGUCUAUCACAGCACCCAAUGGCCUGUACUUCUCUAUCACAGCACCCAAUGGCCCGUACCCAUCUAUCACAGCACCCAAUGGCCCGUACUUCUCUACCACAGCACCCAAUGGCCCAUACUUCUCUAUCACAGCACCCAAUGGCCCGUACCCGUCUAUCACAGCACCCAAUGGCCCGUACCCGUCUAUCACAGCACCCAAUGGCCCAUACUUCUCUAUCACAGCACCCAAUGGCCCGUACCCGUCUAUCACAGCACCCAAUGGCCCGUACUUCUCUAUCACAGCACCCAAUGGACCGUACCCGUCUAUCACAGCACCCAAUGGACCGUACCCGUCUAUCACAGCAUCCAAUGGCCCGUACUUCUCUAUCACAGCACCCAAUGGCCCGUACCCGUCUAUCACAGCACCCAAUGGCCCAUACUUCUCUAUCACAGCACCCAAUGGCCCGUACCCGUCUAUCACAGCACCCAAUGGCCCAUACUUCUCUAUCACAGCACCCAAUGGCCCGUACCCGUCUAUCACAGCACCCAAUGGCCCGUACUUCUCUAUCACAGCACCCAAUGGCCCGUACCCGUCUAUCACAGCACCCAAUGGCCCAUACUUCUCUAUCACAGCACCCAAUGGCCCGUACCCGUCUAUCACAGCACCCAAUGGCCCAUACUUCUCUAUCACAGCACCCAAUGGCCCGUACCCGUCUAUCACAGCAUCCAAUGGCCCGUACUUCUCUAUCACAGCACCCAAUGGCCCGUACCCGUCUAUCACAGCACCCAAUGGACCGUACCCGUCUAUCACAGCACCCAAUGGCCCGUACUUCUCUAUCACAGCACCCAAUGCACCCAAUGGCCCGUACCCGUCUAUCACAGCACCCAAUGGCCCGUACUUCUCUAUCACAGCACCCAAUGGCCCGUACCCGUCUAUCACAGCACCCAAUGGCCCAUACUUCUCUAUCACAGCACCCAAUGGCCCGUACCCGUCUAUCACAGCACCCAAUGGCCCAUACUUCUCUAUCACAGCACCCAAUGGCCCGUACCCGUCUAUCACAGCAUCCAAUGGCCCGUACUUCUCUAUCACAGCACCCAAUGGCCCGUACCCGUCUAUCACAGCACCCAAUGGACCGUACCCGUCUAUCACAGCACCCAAUGGCCCGUACUUCUCUAUCACAGCACCCAAUGGCCCGUACCCGUCUAUCACAGCACCCAAUGGCCCAUACUUCUCUAUCACAGCACCCAAUGGCCCGUACCCGUCUAUCACAGCACACAAUGGCCCAUACUUCUCUAUCACAGCACCCAAUGGCCCAUGCUCCUCACAGCAGGGCUCUGCUCUGCCCUUCCCACUAGGAAGCCUGAGUCCAAGCACUUUGAAAUCCACGGGUCUCUUUCUGUUGACGUCCGUGGGCUUUGGAUGA